Pseudopodoces humilis (Tibetan ground-tit) is the source of this 836-nucleotide messenger RNA. RefSeq names its product cortistatin (gene CORT). Gene Ontology annotation, biological process: regulation of cell migration; adenylate cyclase-inhibiting G protein-coupled receptor signaling pathway. NCBI's taxonomy places the organism in Eukaryota, Metazoa, Chordata, Aves, Passeriformes, Paridae. Gene Ontology annotation, cellular component: extracellular region. Gene Ontology annotation, molecular function: neuropeptide hormone activity; G protein-coupled receptor binding. The record is from RefSeq and is a predicted model, not a curated record.
GCGCGUUCGGUGGUGCAGAACACGGCGGUCGCUCUCCUUCGGCCGCCCUGUUCCUGCCGUGCCGGGGAUAGCUACUCUGGGAAUGAGCUGUCCUGAGCCAGGGAUGGGGGAAUUCUAUUGAGUCUCCCGAUGUCCACGAUCUACAGCUGUGCUGUCACCAAGUUAACUCGUUCUGAUUUCAAUCUGCGGCGGCCCCGAGGCGAGGAGGGGCGCCAAACCAAUCCCGGUUAUCUGUAAAACAGACCCAUGACGAGUCUUGGAGUUUGUGCAGUGUCUGACCCCAGUGCUUGGGGGCUGUGUGGAGAUCCCUGCCUGGAGUGGGGUCACCCCUUGAGGAUGAGCCACAAAGAUUCAUUUGGUAGACUGGUGUUUCUCACUCAGCACUAGUGACAGCCUGUGCAUCAUGCAGCUGGUGGCCAGCCUGGUGUCUGUGCUGCUUUUGGUGUGGAGCGUGAGAGCCACGGCACUGCCCAGGGAGGAGAGACUGCAGAGCACCAGGGAACAGAGUACCCUCCGCAAGGAUGUCAUCCUGAAGAUGCUGGCAGGCCUGCUGGAUGGCACAGAUAUGGGGCGUGAGGCAGCCUUCCCGGAUAUGGAGGAGAAGGGCAAGCUGGAGGAGGAGCAGGCACUGCUGGGGCGGCUUGCCCAGCUCUCACAGCGGGACCGCAAGGCGCCCUGCAAGAACUUCUUCUGGAAAACCUUCACCUCCUGCUAGUGCUGCCCAGCUUGGCCUUGCCAGCCUGCAAACACCUUCCCCACAGCUCAUCUUCCUUGUCCACCUAGCUCCCUUUCCGUGCCCUUCACCCCUCAGAAUAAAGCAUAUCGCCUCUCGGGGA